AUGGGUGCUACUGUGGAUCAGUCUGUUACUGGUACUGCGGGUCCAUUCAGCUACCGUGUUCAUGGCCAAAUCAUUCAUAGGAUCGGUUCCCUACUUCCUAAUAAUGGAAAACUACCAGAGUAUCUGCAGCUAUACAUUUUUGACACUGGUAAUGAGCUGGAGAACAGAAAAAAAGCGUUUACUAAAGAUGCUUCUACACUGGCUUUAGCUGAUGCAAUAAUCCUGGAAUUAAUUAAGAUGCUGGACAAUCACAAUAACCUAGCCAGGACAUUCAGGCAUGCAAGAGAUCGGAUUCAAGAUGCUGCAGUAUCUCAAUUCAAGAUAACCUUAGUCAGCCAGCCAAACCGUGGACGCCAGUAUGAUCUGCCUACUGCAAGUGAGAUUGGUGGGUUGGUGGUUGGCGACAUAACUGCAUCAACCGUAGGAAGAGAUAUUGUGGUUGAGCUCAGAUCCUCAUCGUUACAGAGGAUAAGCGAUCUCCACCCAUUGAUGAUGAGUCUCCAGUAUCCUCUGUUAUUCCCUUAUGGUGAACCAGGUUAUCACGAGAGGCUACCUUACGAAGGUCCUGAAGCUUCAACCGUGAGAAGAGAGUACAUGACAAUGAGAGAAUUCUAUGCUUACCAGCUACAGACAAGACCUACGGAGGGAAUGACACUCAUUAAGAGUGGAAGGUUGUUGCAUCAGUAUAUUGUUGAUGUGUACGUAGCUACUGAGACAGAGAGGCAGCUGGAGAAUGGUGAUGCUGAUGCUACACAGCUUGGUAAAAAGGUCAUCUUGCCUUCUUCGUUCACAGCUGGACCAAGAUAUAUGGCUGAGAAAUACCAGGACGCGAUGGCUAUAUGCCGUUGGUACGGAAACCCUCAUUUGUUUAUUACAGUCACAGCCAAUCCUAAUUGGGUGGAGCUAAAAUAUCAUUUAGAUGCUUAUGGUUGUAAAUCCGGUAAUAGCCGUCCGGACCUUGAAUGUCGCAUCUUCAAAAUCAAACUUGAUGAAAUGAUUUCAUAUUUCAAAAAAGGCAUAUACUUCCCUAAGCCCGACGCAGUGGUCUACACAAUUGAAUUCCAAAAACGAGGAUUGCCACAUGCCCAUAUCCUGUUAUGGUUGAAGGUUGUUAAAAAGGAAGUAUCAGCAGCCACGAUUGAUGAAUACAUAUCAGCAGAAUUACCAGAUAAAGACGUUGAUAAGGAAGGUUUUGAACUGGUUGAGCGACAUAUGAUUCAUGGUCCUUGUGGUAGAAUGCGCCCCACAUCACCUUGCAUGGACAAAGAAGAUUGCACUAAGAACUAUCCAAAACCUUUGUCAGAUCAUACAAGGAUUGAUAAGUCCGGAUUUGUUGUCUACAGAAGAAGGGCUGAUACUAAUGCUUUGGUAGUUAAAGGCAACAUCCAGCUGAAUAACCAAUUUGUUGUACCUCACAACCUAAGUCUGCUAAAGAAAUAUCAGGCCCAUAUAAAUGUCGAGUGGUGCUGCAGGAGUAGCGCAAUAAAAUAUCUCUUUAAGUAUAUAACAAAAGGCGUCGAUCGAGCUACCAUGCUCCUUGAAGAGAGUGAUUCGGCAUGCAGUAGUCACGGAGACAAAAAGAAAAAAGCAGAUACGGUUAAUGAGAUUGACAGGUUCAUUCAAGGCCGAUAUAUCUCUGCUUGUGAAGCUUCAUGGAGGAUAUUCGCCUUCCCCAUCCAUUACAACCAGCCUAAUGUGGUGAAGCUUCCGCUGCAUCUCCCGGGACAGCAUAGGGCAGUCUUUGAUCAAUCUGAUGACCUGGCCGAAUUCAUUUCACGAGAGGAUGCUGAUAAAACUAUGCUGACAGCUUUUGUCGAAGCGUGCAACACGUACGAAGAGGCAAGAGAGCUGACAUACAUUGAGUUCCCUUCCAGGUUUGUUUAUCAUCCAUCUGAUAAAACAUGGACACCUAGGCAGCAAGGGGAAGCCAUUGGUAGAGUCGUAUACAUAAGUCAAGGAGCUGGUGAUUUGUACUUCUUCAGGAUCUUGAUUAAUGUUGUUCGAGGGCCCAGAGGUUUCGAUGCAAUGUACGCAGUUGGUGAUGUUGUUUAUAAAGAGUAUAAGGACGCCUGUUUUUCUCGAGGUUUACUCGACGAUGACAACGAGUGGCACAAGGCUAUAGAGGAGCCUUCUUAUUGGGCUACAGGGCGACAACUAAGGAGAUUGUUUGUGAUCAUCUUGGAAUUACAGAGGAAACGAUUACAGAUCAAGAGAUAUCUCACAUUCUCUCAUCUCUGA
Molecule: messenger RNA, 2238 nt
Organism: Brassica oleracea var. oleracea
Lineage: Eukaryota; Viridiplantae; Streptophyta; Magnoliopsida; Brassicales; Brassicaceae
Exons: 4
Coding region: 1-2238 (745 amino acids)
Source: RefSeq, a predicted model, not a curated record